AUGUCGGAACUGGAGACGGCCAUUGGUCCAGCCAUCAGAGUUUUCAGCAGGCAUGCAGUCAGCGAGGGCAGCGAUUGGAGGCUGGGGAAGGGGGAGCUGAAAAUGCUGACAGAAGUGGCUCCCAAGUCUCCUAAAGGUAAGGCCAGGCAGGCCACUGGAGGUGACACAGAAGGUCUGAACAAACUUGGUAAGGAACUAUACACCCACAGAGAUGCUCAGGUGGACUUCAGUGAGUUUGUGUCUGUGGCUGCUCUCACCUGCCUGUCACUGUCACUCCCUGGGGGAGGAUGCCAAGUGACUCAGAAAGAUGCUGAAUGA
Messenger RNA from Meriones unguiculatus (Mongolian gerbil), 318 nucleotides. RefSeq names its product S100 calcium binding protein P (gene S100p). The transcript has 2 exons. The record is from RefSeq and is a predicted model, not a curated record. Lineage: Eukaryota; Metazoa; Chordata; Mammalia; Rodentia; Muridae. The coding region runs from base 1 to 318 and encodes 105 amino acids.